GUCACAGGAAACGAUCUAGGGCGGUGAUAACUCCGCCGAGUGCCCUGGGCGUGGAGUGCCCGAGUCUGACCGAGGUACAGCCUUGCCCGAACCCGCAGUGCUACAAGUGGACACUCGAGCCUUGGGGCAGUUGUGUCUUGGACCCAGGCAAUCUGCACUGUGGCACCGGAACCCGGACCAGGAAUGUCUUCUGCACCACACACCAAGGAGAGACGGUUGUGAACUGGCUGUGCACACAGAUGAAGCCCCCGGUGGAGGAGAAGUGCCUGUUGCCGUGUCCGUUCGACUGUGUGGUGUCCGGUUGGUCGUCGUGGAGUUCGUGCUCCCAGCAAUGCUCCAGCAAAACCAAAAUGGCGUUCCGACAGCGGAACAGAACCGUCAUUGCGCCUCCCGGGCAAGGUGGUCAUCCAUGCCCGAACCCGGACGAAAUGCUGCAGAUGGAGAGCUGCAACUCGCACGGCUGUCACGGCUACAGCUGGCGGACUCUGCCCUGGCAAACGUGCAACGCCACUUGCGACGCCGGUGACGGCAUUCAGACCAGGGACGUCUGGUGUGUACAGGACAACCAGUACCAAGUUGCCAACGAAGAAUGCGGCCUGCUGCCGAAACCGGUAGAAUGGCGCACUUGCACCCGGGACUGUGCGGUUGAGUGCGAACUGUCGCCCUGGUCCGAGUGGUCGCCGUGUCCGGUGGAGACAUGUGCGGCCAACGGCACACGACUGGGCCCCACCACCCAGUCGCGCUACCGAGUCGUCGUCGAGGGCAACAGCUGUCAGCAACCGUUGCAGGAGACGCGUGACUGUCUGCCAGCCGCCGCCGGUGAGCUGCAGUGUCCCCGGUACACGUUUAAGGCGGGACUCUGGUCGCAGUGUCAGCUAUCAACCAACACCCGUUGUGGCCACGGCCUGCGCACGCGCGACCUCUGGUGCAGCAAGGAGAACUCGGACACACACGAGGAGCUGCGUCUCUGUCUGAAGAACGGCAACCCUGUGCCGAUGACAGUGCAACGUUGCCACGUUGACUGCCACCUGCCCUGUCAGCUGACCGAAUGGAGUUCAUGGUCGCAGUGCUUUCAGCCCUGUACCGCAAUGCGCAUCAGAACCAGGCAGCUCAUUGGUUCAUCAUCGGAACAUGUGAUGUGUAACGAUCUGCCUUUGCUGGAAAAGAUGGCCUGUCCUUGUGAACAGUACUACGAGAGGCCUAUCUCCGAUUGGUCCACCUGUAUAACCAAUGACAGCUCGGGAUGUGGAACGGGCAUGCGCUAUCGGGCUUUUGAAUGCAUCAAUGACAAGAAGAUGGUUGAUCCCAGUAUGUGCGGAGGAAUGACGGGUCUACAGGAAGAGCCAUGCUUGGUUUCAUGUCCCGUUGACUGCCAACUGAGUGAAUGGUCUUCCUGGGGAAGUUGCAAUGUGCUGUGUGGCCCAGGUCUACAGAACAGGACAAGAACGGUGACUCGACAGGACUCGAACGGCGGUCGUGCAUGCGGGGCGCUGACUCAGUGGAAACUGUGUCGUGUGCCAUGCAGUGUGUUCCAAUGGCAAGCGGGCGGGUGGAGCGAGUGCAUCCUCAUUCCCUCGGACCGAGGCAACCAGUGUGGUGAGGGAGACCAGUACAGACAAGUCGCGUGUAUUGACACUAGAACAGGUGAAGAGGUGAGCAAGGACUUUUGUGAUUGGACGACUCAACCAUCCGACACGAACGCAUGCCAUGUUGCAUGCCCUGGCGAUUGUGUGCUCAGUUCAUGGUCUGAGUGGUCUCUAUGCCCUAAGAACUGCUUGGGAAGCACAGCUCAACAGCGCACUCGCUCACUGUUGAGAGCCGCCUCGAAUAUCGGCGCACAAUGUCCGCACAAGAUCCAGACACAGGCCUGCCAACUGAACCAGACCUGCUUCACGUACCACUGGGCGGUCACCCCGUUCAGCUCCUGUCUGCCGCUGGGCGGGAGUCCGUGCGGCGAGGGCAUGACCACCAGGGCCAUCUACUGUCAGCGCAGCGAUCUCUGGCCUGUAGAGGACAGCUAUUGCAGUGAGGAAACGAAACCAGGUCCAGCUGAGAUGUGCUACGUAGAUUGCCCCGUGGACUGCAAGAUUGCCGAAUGGAGUGAG
Molecule: messenger RNA, 2105 nt
Organism: Nilaparvata lugens (brown planthopper)
Lineage: Eukaryota; Metazoa; Arthropoda; Insecta; Hemiptera; Delphacidae
Product: thrombospondin type-1 domain-containing protein 7B-like
Source: RefSeq, a predicted model, not a curated record